Molecule: messenger RNA, 2175 nt
Organism: Darwinula stevensoni
Lineage: Eukaryota; Metazoa; Arthropoda; Ostracoda; Podocopida; Darwinulidae
Source: the annotation of a GenBank genome assembly
AUGAACCGAACUCGUUUGGAUUCCCUGCAGCUGGCGGUCAAAAAUGCGCUGCGGUAUUUCCCUCCUCGUCUCCACGCGACCCUGGCCCCCGAAUUCGCCUCUGAGCUCCAAGUCUACGGGCACAUUUACAUGUACCGAUUCCUCCCGGACUUCCCGAUACGGGCCUACCCGGUCGACGCCUACCCCGCGAAGACGACGUCUGCCGCCUGCAUCAUGCACAUGAUCAUGAACAAUCUGGAUCCCCGCGUCGCGCAGUUUCCUCAGGAACUGGUCACCUACGGCGGGAACGGGCAAGUCUUCUCCAACUGGGCUCAGUUCUGGCUGGUGAUGCGGUACCUGAGCGAGCUCCGAGAGGACCAGACCCUGGUGAUGUACUCGGGGCAUCCCCUGGGCCUCUUCCCCGCCACGCACCAUUCCCCGAGGAUGGUCAUCACGAACGGGAUGGUCAUUCCGAGUCACUCGUCGCGGGAGGACUACGACCGGCUCUUCGCUCUCGGCGUUACCAUGUGCGGGUGGUGGCGCUUCUGUCGCCUGUACGGUCAAAUGACGGCAGGGAGUUACUGUUACAUCGGUCCUCAGGGUAUCGUUCACGGCACCACUAUCACGGUUCUGAACGCGGGCCGGAAGUACCUGGGCCUCGAAGACCUCAGGGGGAAGGUGCUUGUGACUUCGGGGCUCGGGGGGAUGAGCGGAGCCCAGGCGAAGGCGGCCGUCAUCGCCGGGUGCAUCGCGCUCAUCGCUGAGGUGAGCGAGGAAGCCCUGAUGAAGCGAUACGACCAAGGCUGGCUGAAAGAGUACUACCGAGACGUGGACGAAGUCAUCUCCCGAGUGAGAAAAGCGAGACGAAACCACGAGGUCACGAGCAUCGGCUACCUGGGCAACGUGGUGACCCUCUGGGAGCGACUGGCGGGGCUGCUCGAGGCCGACGGGGAGAUGCUGGUGGAGCUCGGCUCCGAUCAGACCUCCUGCCACAAUCCCUUCAAUGGAGGGUAUUAUCCCGUGCAGAUCGGGUUUCAAGAGGCAAGGGAGAUGAUGGGGGAAGAGCCGGAAAAGUUCAAGGCGUUGGUAGAAGAGAGUCUGCGACGACAGGUGAAGGCCAUCAACAAGUUGUCCAAGGCGGGGAUGAAGUUCUGGGACUACGGGAACGCCUUCCUGUUGGAGGCGGGACGGGCAGGCGCAUCCGUGCACCUCCCGGGUGCGUCUCCCGACUCCCUCCGGUUCCGCUAUCCCUCCUACGUCCAGGACAUCAUGGGGGACAUCUUUUCCAUGGGGUUUGGUCCCUUCCGAUGGGUGUGCACCUCGGGAUCGCCCGAUGACCUCAGGAAAACGGAUCAGAUGGCCAUACGAUUGCUCAAGGAUCUAUCCAAUGAGGAGAUGCCGGAGUGGGUGCGGAGCCAGUACUCGGACAACAUCAGGUGGAUGGAGGGAGCGGGAGAGGCCGCCCUGGUGGUGGGAUCCCAGGCGCGGAUCCUCUACAGCGACCAGAAGGGUCGGGUCGCCCUGGCGGCGCUCUUCAACGAGGCCGUUGCGAUGGACGAGCUCGAGGGUCCGGUGGUGAUCAGCCGGGAUCACCACGACGUGAGCGGGACGGAUAGCCCCUAUCGGGAAACAUCAAACAUCGAAGACGGAUCUGCUUUUUGUGCUGACAUGGCAGUGCAGAACUGCAUCGGGGAUGCGUUCCGGGGGGCGACUUGGGUUGCACUGCACAACGGGGGUGGCGUCGGAUGGGGAGAAGUGACGAACGGAGGCUUCGGACUGGUCCUGGACGGGACGCCAGAGGCGAGCGAGCGGGCGAAGGCCAUGCUGGCCUGGGACGUGUCGAACGGGGUCGCCAGGCGGAGCUGGGCGGGGAACCCUUUCGCGAUGGACGCGGUCGAGAGGACCAUGGCGGAGGACUCGCAGCUGAAGAUCACGAUGCCGCAUUCCGUCGAUGAGGGCAUCUUGCGAUCGCUCUUUUCCACGGAUCGUUAGUUUUCUCGGGGUCAUGAAGUGGACUUGCUAGCUUGGGUUCGUGCUUCUUUCGAGCAUUUUUGAGGCCGUUCGAGGAGGAUUCCAAAUGUAUCAUAGUUCCGCUCAAAAUAUUUUUUUUUAAAGGCAUGCAUCGAUAUUUGCACGAAGUCCAAACUUUUUUUUCGUAGGAGAGAAAUCUUGAAUAAAAUUCCUUAGUUCAAGCUA